AAUUAUUAAUAUCAAUGUAGAACUCAUCUUUUGCGUGUUUAUUACAAGUAACAGUGGCGACAACAGUAUCGUAUCAGUACGGAACUGUUGAAGUGAGAGUUUCCUGGUGUGGUUUGUCUUCACUGCUUGAUGACUUUACUCCAUUGUUAGCGGUUCAGGGCUCACGGCGUCCUGGCGGCGGUGUGCGGCUCCUCUCUGCUCCUCCGCGGACUGCAGCUCCUCCGACCCUCCCUGCGGACUGGCUGGUAAUGAAAUGACACUUCACAGCAGCAGCAGGAAGACAUCUCACUUCCAGCCAAAGCAUCUAAUUCCUGCGUCUUCGGUCACCGAAAAACCGGCCAGCUAGAGACUUUAACGUAGCUGCUGCGUUCAGGAUGUCGACCUCCGAAAGUGCUGCGUCACAUGAAGGCUGUGAGGCACCACUCCCUCCAUCAGAGGCCGAGCCCCUGAGGGUUGUUCUGCUGGGGAGGACAGGGACGGGCAGGAGCUCCUCAGGCAACACCAUCCUGGGCAGGUCCGCCUUCUGGGUGGACGUGUCCCCCUGCUCGGUCACCACACAGUGCCAGAGAAAGACUCUGACGGUGGACUGUGGCCGGAGCGUCUCUGUGAUCGACACUCCGGGUUUCUUCCACACACGGCUGUCCCCCGAGGAGGUCAUGGCCGAGGUGGGACGGUGUGUCGUCCUGUCCUCUCCGGGACCCCACGCCUUCCUGGUCACCCUGCGGCCCGGCAGGUUCACCCAGGAGGAGAGAGACACCUUGGAGUGGAUCAAGGUUAUGUUUGGUCCCGAAGCCACCAGGUUCACGGUGGUGCUGUUCACCUGGGGAGACCAGCUGCUGGGGAAGAGCAUCGAAGACUUCCUGCAGGAGAGCGAUGAGCUGUCGGAGUUUGUCAGGAGCUGCUGCGGGGGGUAUCACGUCUUUGAUAACAGUGAACAGCAGAAGACGACGGAGUGCCGACGACAGGUUGUGCAGCUUCUGGAGAAGAUAGACAAGCUCGUGGCAGACAACGGAGGCGGUUGCUACGGCAACGAGAUGUUCAAGGAGGCUGAGAGGGCCAUCAGUGAGGCACAGGAGAGGAUUCUGGGAGAACGAGGACACAAGUUCCUUCAGAAGGAGGCUCAGGACAAGGAGGCGCAGGGAGGGUUAGAGGGAGGGAAGAAGGAGGACGAGGAGAGGAGGAGGAGGGAGGAAGAGGAGGCCAGGAAAAGGGCGGAGCGGCUCUUCUGGUCGGAGCUGGUGACCGCGAUGGGGAGAGGCGCAGCAGAGGGGGCAGGGAUCGUCGGGAAAGACAAGGGGAAGGGGAAGGCUGUGAAGAAGGUGAAGGUGGUGGAGAAGGCGGCAGCUCUGGCAGCAUCGCCGCUCUCCAUCCGCUCAGCUGCCAGAGUGGUGGAGGGAGCCGUGAGGGAGGGAAGUAAGGUGUUGUAUAAACACAGAAAAACCUUCCUGCAUUGAGGGACAACUUGACUCUGUGUUCAGUGAGGAGUUUUCAGUAAAUGGGGACAAAGUGGAUAUCACGGUCAACACUGUGGUGACGGUUCAUGUGAAAGAAGGUCACUUUGUUGUGAAUUGUCACCAUGCAUCACACCUCUAAUGCUAUGAAUCUGUUUUCAUAUCAGCACAAUGCACCAGCACUUUCCAAUUGAAUGGUAAUGCACGUGCGUGUGUGUACUUGUGUGUGUGACUGUUAAAGGCAAACAUCCUGCUGUGUUGCAGUGCGCGUGGAUCCGUCAUAAAAAAAAAACACAGCCAAGCCUUCAAAUUGAGAGAAUUCACAAUAUAAUUGAUGUCAUGUCAGAAAAUGGUGCGCAAAUAAACAUAUUGUGACGUAAAACAUCUGUAAGCGUCAAAAACUGGUCAACAUUUUACACUUUCCCCUCCCUUUUUAAAAAAAAAAAAAAAAUCCCUGACGAAACAAGACAGUUUGACCAAGGAAGCGACCGAGGAGCUAGAAAACCUCGCAGCAGGUGUCUGCUCCUUCUUUGGCGGUCAUUCAAGACAUGACAAAAUGUUCAGCCCUUUUUUUUUUCUAUCAUGAAGAAAUACAUUGAAAUAUAAAAGACGACCACUGAGAGGAAAUACAAAAAAAACGUAACUUGGCAAUAAAGGAGAGAAGUCAUUUGCACAUAAUAUAGUGAGCUAUUCCGGGAGUGUGCAACAUUACAGAACCAGAGAGGAAGACAAUAUGAAGACGAUUAUAGAGUACACAUUUACAAACGCUACAGUAUUUCUCAUUACUGUAAUCAUCAUCAGGGAAGACGCUGAUGGGAGAAUGUGUAGGAAACUCUGGGCACCGGUUCAGCUUCAACACAGGUCUGUAUCUGCACUGUGUGAACACUACGGCUACAUAGAAUCUAUCUGAGUGCAGUACAUGAAAGCGACAGCCAGCCCCAUUUACACUUUUGUGGGUUUGACAUUCUAAGGCUUCAGAUUCAGACCAAAUCAGACGUUGCAGAUAGAAGCACAGGGUCGUGCGGCGGUGUGGAAGCACCCUGUUUCCGGCUGCUGGCUUCAGAUUUGUCACCUGGCAGUACGAUGUUGUUGGAGGCACAUAGCAACAUGAAUCUGGCGGACCUCUGAAUGUUUGCGCAUGUGUAUUUGUUUGUCCUGUAUGGUAGUAUCUGUGACACCCUGACAUAAAAUAUGUUAUGUCAACCAGCGCUCAUAAGAAAGCACGAAUACCUUCCAUUGCGAGUAAUAAAGUAGGAAGCUAUAUAUUUACAGUCUCAUAUUAGAAAAUUAGUGUAAAGAGCUUCACAGAUAGUACUGCUGAUCUGAUCGCAGGUUUAUUCAUUUCUGGUUAAGAUUUUGCAUAGGGCCACUGCAUUUUCUUGUGGUCCACACUGCAAUAGCCUAAACACGCUACCCGGACUCAAAAUGAGUGGGAGGACAGGACGUCUUUUUUCGCUGCAACGCCCGAUUUAUGUCUGAAUGAGGCCUCCAGAGCCAAAGUGUCCAUCAGGACUGAAAAGAGAAAGAUGAGACACGCAGUUUCCAUAGUGUUCCUCACUUGCCUGAAUUAUGUACCACGUGUAUCCCAGGGACACCUUUCCAGUGUCACAUUUGCAUCUCAUGUAGAAAAUAAAACCCCCAAGCACUCAGAAAUAUGCAGACACUCACACACAUAAACACACACACACACACACACACACACA
This is a messenger RNA of Acanthopagrus latus (yellowfin seabream), 3154 nucleotides long. RefSeq names its product GTPase IMAP family member 7-like. Bases 375 to 1454 code for a protein of 359 amino acids. Gene Ontology annotation, molecular function: GTP binding. The record is from RefSeq and is a predicted model, not a curated record. The transcript is spliced from 2 exons. Lineage: Eukaryota; Metazoa; Chordata; Actinopteri; Spariformes; Sparidae.